AGCCAGACUCACACACUCGCAGUAGCUAGCUAGGUGCUUGACCUACUACUGCUCGUGACCAAUAUGGCGUCCAAGGUGUCGGCUUCAUGUGGCCUCUUCCUUGCCCUUAACCUCCUCUUGUUUGCAGUAACCAGUGCCUGCCCAAGCUGCGGCGACACGGGCAACAAUGGUGGCCACGGGAGCAGCGGCGGCGGGAGAGGUGGUGGCGGUGGAAGUGGCAGCGGCGGAGGAGGCCAUGGAGGCGGGGGCGGUGGAGGCCGUGGAGGCGGCGGCGGCGGAUAUGGAGGCGGAAGCGGAGGGGGUGGAGGAAGUAGCGGUGGUGGGAUCAUUGGCGGCGGUCCAGGUGGUGGCAUCAUCGGCGGGGGCCCUGGUGGUGGGAUCAUCGGCGGCGGGAGCGGUGGUGGUGGAAGUGGCGGCGGCGGCGGUGGCGGGUAUGGAGGAGGAGGCGGCGGCGGGACGAGCGGGUGGUACGGCAAGUGCCCGACGGACGCGCUGAAGCUGCACGUGUGCGCCAAUGUGCUGGAUCUGAUCAAGGCGAAGGUGGGCGUGCCUCCGUUGAACGACCGGUGCUGCCCGCUGCUCAACGGGCUCGUCGACCUGGACGCCGCCAUCUGCCUCUGCACCGCCAUCAAGGCCGACGUGCUAGGCAUCCACAUCAACCUCCCCAUCCACCUCAGCCUCAUCCUCAACUUCUGCGGCAAGGGCGUCCCAACCGGCUUCAUGUGCCCUACCUAAUCCCGGUGAUACUAUUGAGUUCGCGUAUGAUCUCCCACAAAGAGAAGGGGAUGAGAGAGGUCACGUCCACGCAUGCAUGCAUGCUCUCAGCGAAGUGCAUGCAUGCGUUCAAUAACCAAAUUGUUGAUUUGCUUUAGUUGUUUUAUUAUAUUGUUUCGUAAACUUUUGAGUCGUAGCUUGUCAUAGUGACCAUUGCAUUUUGCUUUGUGAUGGAAUGUGGCCGUUUGUUGUUGGUGUUGCUGUCGUUACAUUAUCUCUUCCUAAUUUUUGAAUUUGAAAGAUGCAUAGCAUCUAAUGAAUUUGAUUUAGUAUUUCCAAGAUA
Molecule: messenger RNA, 1057 nt
Organism: Aegilops tauschii subsp. strangulata
Lineage: Eukaryota; Viridiplantae; Streptophyta; Magnoliopsida; Poales; Poaceae
Source: RefSeq, a predicted model, not a curated record